GUUCUGUUUUGUAAAAUGGAUGCACCUUAUAGACAUAUAAAUGCUAUAAUACAAGUUUUAGGUACAUUGCAAACGUGCAAAGAAAUAGAAGAAGUUACUUAAACUUACCAGAUUUUUGUUAUAAACAUGGUAAAGGAACAAUUCAGAGAGACAGACGUCGCAAAGCGAAUAAGCCAUUUGGAGUUUGGGGUUUUCUCACCAUCAAAUAUGCAGCAAAUUGCUCACAUCCAAUGCGUCACUAAAAACUUGUAUACACCUGAGAAUGUUAGGAAACCAGCACCUUAUGGAGUUCUUGAUCCACAACUGGGUGUUAGUAACAAAGAUCGAAGAUGUACCACAUGUGGUAAACAACUUGCAGAAUGUGUUGGACAUUAUGGUUAUGUUGACCUGGAACUGCCUGUAUUUCAUGUUGGCUAUUUCAAAGCAACCAUUGCAAUAUUACAAUGUAUAUGUAAGCGUUGUAGUCGUGUAUUGCUCAUGUCAAGCGAGAGAAAGUUGUAUUUAGAGGCAUUGCGACGUCCUGCACUUAGUAACCUUGCACGGAAAGGAAUAUUAAAAAAGAUCAAUACAAAAUGUCGAAAGACAGCCAAUUGUCCCUAUUGUGAAGAGUUGAAUGGAAAUGUCAAGAAAGUGGGCAUGAUGAAAAUAGUUCAUGAGAAAUAUAAAACGACAAAAAAACUUUUACCUCCUGCAAUAUCUGAGUUUCGAGCAGGUUUUCUUACAGCCGUUCAGCACAACAAAGAACUGGAAUCUUUAGUUAAUAAAGCUCAGGAAAUAUUGAAUCCACUAAGAGUUCUAACACUUUUUAAAGAUAUACUUGAUGAGGAUUGUCCACUGAUUGGAAUGCGUCCUAAUGUUUCUCGACCAGAGAAUCUCAUAUUAACAAGAGUAGUAGUUCCCCCCGUUUGCAUCAGACCGUCAGUCAUCAGUGAACUUAAGUCAGGCAGUAACGAAGAUGACAUCACUAUGAAAUUAACAGAGAUUAUCUUCCUUAAUGACGUCAUACGUAAACAUCGCUCCAGUGGCGCUAAAAUUCAGAUGAUCGUCGAAGACUGGGAUUUUCUUCAGCUUCAAUGUACCCUUCAUAUCAACAGCGAGACCACCGGUAUCCCUUUGAGUAUGCAGCCGAAGAAAGCAACGAGAGGAUUCGUUCAAAGAUUGAAAGGCAAACAAGGUCGUUUUCGUGGUAAUCUGUCUGGAAAACGUGUUGAUUUUUCUGGACGAACCGUCAUAUCUCCGGAUCCGAAUUUACGCAUUGAUCAAGUCGCUGUUCCUAUUCAUGUUGCGAAAAUCUUAACUUACCCUGAAAAGGUGACAAAAGCGAACAUUGAUUUUAUGCGAAAACUUGUUGAAAACGGCGCAAAGAAUCAUCCUGGCGCAAAUUUUGUUAUACAAAGCAAUACGAAAAUUAAGAAGUUUCUCAAGUAUGGAAAUAGAAGCAUGAUUGCCAAGGACCUUCGGUAUGGGGACAUAGUUGAACGCCAUAUGAUUGAUGGGGAUAUCGUUCUCUUCAACAGGCAGCCCUCGCUUCAUAAAUUGAGCAUUAUGAGUCAUUUUGCGGUAGUAAAACCUCAUCGUACAUUUCGUUUCAACGAAUGUGUUUGUACACCGUACAAUGCUGAUUUUGAUGGUGAUGAAAUGAAUUUACAUCUACCACAGACUGAAGAGGCAAAAGCAGAGGCUCUUACUUUGAUGGGAGUAAAAUCAAAUCUUGUCACACCUCGUAACGGCGAACCAUUGAUAGCUGCAAUACAGGAUUUCAUUACAGGAGCAUACCUUCUCACUCAAAAAGAAGUCUUUAUGGAUCGUGGUCACAUGACCCAAUUAUGUGCUGCCAUGUUGGCGGGUAAAGAUAGCAGUAUGAAAAUAAAUCUUCCUCCGCCUGCAAUUUUUAAGCCUGUAAAACUGUGGACCGGUAAACAAGUAUUCAGUGUUUUACUGAAGUCUCAUCGUGAGGCUAGCGUGAAAAUGAACUUGAGAGUAAAAGGAAAACAGUACAGUUCCCGAGAAGAUCUUUGUAAAAACGAUUCAUUUGUUGUAAUUCACAACAGUGAACUGAUGUGUGGAGCAUUGGAUAAGGCUGUAUUGGGUUCUGGCUCGAAGAACAAUGUCUUUUAUAUCUUACUUCGUGACUUUGGCCAGCAGUUCGCCGCUGAUGCGAUGUGGAAAGUUGCUCGUGUUUGUCCAUUUUUCUUGUCAAAUCGUGGUUUUUCCAUCGGAAUUGGUGAUGUAACACCUGGUCAAGGUUUGCUCAAAGCUAAGGAUGAUUUGUUGAAUCAUGGCUACAGCAAAUGUGACGAGUUCAUUGAGGAUUUUAAGGAGGGAAGAUUGCAAACACAACCAGGCUGCUCCGAAGAAGAAACCCUAGAGGCUGUUAUUUUACGUGAACUUUCUGUCAUACGUGAUCACGCCGGUAAAGCAUGUUUACGGGAACUGCAUAAGUCAAAUAGCCCUCUCACAAUGGCUGUUUGUGGAUCAAAAGGAUCCUUCAUUAACAUUUCUCAAAUGAUUGCUUGUGUGGGUCAACAAGCUCUCUCAGGAAAACGAACACCGAAUGGUUUUGAGAAUCGAUCGCUACCUCACUUUCGAAAAUUUGCCAAGUUUCCUGGGGCAAAAGGAUUUGUAAAGAACAGUUUUUUCUCAGGUCUUACACCAACUGAAUUUUUCUUUCACACUAUGGCUGGUAGAGAAGGUCUGGUUGAUACUGCAGUGAAAACAGCUGAGACGGGCUACAUGCAACGACGACUUGUAAAGUCAUUGGAGGAUUUGUCCAUCCAGUAUGAUAUGACGGUCAGAAACUCUGUCGGUGAUAUAGUUCAGUUUGUGUACGGUGGGGAUAGUCUUGACCCCGCCUCUAUGGAGGGCAAAGAUAAACCCGUGGAUUUUGACCGCAUAUUGGCUCAUGUACAGUCAUUUCUUCCCGAUCACCAUUCCUGUGUCCUGUCUUCUGAAGAGAUUCAAGAAAACACUUCGUUCAUUCUUAACGAGGAGAAAUUCAACGUUUGUAGUGAUGAAUUCAAGAAUAGUUUGAGGAAAUUCACUGACAAACUUAGUGAUAACGUGGCUCGUCUUCAUCGUCAAUUCGGGGUUCAAUUUGUGAAAGAAAAGAUGAGUCUAAAUGAAAGACAAAAGAACUUGGGUUUAGCUGUCGAAUGGGUGUCUCGUUGUACUGCUUUACAACUUCAAAAAUUUUUUGAUAUUUGUCAUGAGAAAUUCAUGAAAGCGAAGAUAGAACCAGGAACAGCCGUGGGUGCCCUGUGUGCGCAGAGUAUAGGAGAGCCUGGUACACAGAUGACCCUCAAAACUUUUCAUUUUGCUGGUGUUGCGUCCAUGAAUAUCACUCUUGGUGUGCCUCGUAUUAAGGAAAUUAUUAACGCAUCACGAAGCAUCAGCACUCCCAUUAUAUCAGCUGGUCUUGUCGACAAUUCCGAUCCUGAUGCCGCUCGUGUUGUUAAAGGAAGACUGGAAUUGACUACUUUGGGGGAGGUCACUGAAUAUAUCGAAGAAGUUUUCGCUCCAGAUAGUUGUCUUUUGCUCAUAAAGUUGGCUCUUAAACGCAUUCGAUUGUUGAAGCUUGAGGUCAAUGCUGAAACGAUUGCGUUUUCAAUCUCUACCGAACGAAAACUAAAAAUAAAACGACAGGAUAUACAUAUCUUAAAUGCGUCGAUAUUGUGUGUGUAUCCUCAAGAAAAUAACAAAAGUUCGUUACAUUUUGUCAUGCAAACUCUAAAGAAGGCGCUUCCAAAUGUUGUAAUCAAGGGAAUGAAAGGUGUAUCUCGCGCUAUUAUUCAUAUUGAUGAAGAACACUCGAAGUCUGGGAACGACAGGUAUAAACUCUUAGUCGAAGGAAAUGACUUGCGUGGUGUCAUGGCAACAGUUGGAGUGAAAGGCACAUCCACUACUUCAAAUAAUACUAUUGAAGUAGAGCGAGUUCUUGGUAUCGAAGCUGCUAGAUUGACUAUUAUUAACGAAAUUGUGUACACAAUGACGAAUCACGGUAUGAGUAUCGAUGCAAGACAUGUGAUGUUGUUAGCUGAUUUAAUGUCUUUUAAGGGAGAGAUACUUGGUAUAACAAGAUUUGGUUUGGCUAAAAUGAAGGAAAGCGUGCUAAUGUUGGCCUCGUUUGAAAAGACUGCUGACCACUUGUUUGAUGCCUCUUUUCACGCUCGCAAAGACUCCAUAGACGGUGUUAGUGAAUGCAUCAUUAUGGGCAUCCCAAUGGCAAUUGGGACGGGGAUGUUUUCAAUUUUGAACAAAUCGAACAUCGAAUCCUUGCCUCCACCAAGACAGUUGUUGUUUGAUAACCCAGAGUUUCAUGUACCACAGGCUGGGACCUUGUGAUCCUUUCAGUUCUGGUGUAUCGUUGUAUUGAAAGAUUUUUGUGAUGGCACGAUUCAUUUAUUUAUGUUCUCAAACGAGAUUAAAAACGUAAGUUGAAAAAAUUUAAAAACUCAUGUACUGCCUUUCUAAAGACUUUAUGAUGUGAAGAGCAGACCUGUUAUGGGGAAAAAUUAUGCGUGUUGCCUCAUCUGAAUCAGUGAAACGGUAUUUGAUGCGCUGAUACUAAUAAAAUUACAUACGACGACGUACACGAUCCUAGUCAACGAGAUAGUUAGUGUGUGUACAUGUAAAAAUAAUGCUUAUUUUAUGUCUUUUUUAUAUAUUGAGUGGGUUCUUUCAACUGAUUUGUUUAAUUGACUAACUCUCCAUCACACCCAAUUAACGUUUGUUUAAAAUGACAUUAGAAACUUUAAUUUACAAUUUAGACAGUUCUUUUGUUAGCUAUUAAUAACAUAUUGAACUGUCUUUAUUUGACGCAUGAACGGCUUUUCUUUUUUGAUCAUUUUGAAAGAAUCAACGCGUUAGAUCCCUUGGUAAACAUUGCGAAAAUUACUUUAAGUUAUGUAACUAUUGAUUUGAGUGGAAUUUUAUGUCGAUUAUGAGAGUUUCAAGUCGACGAGUACCAUGAGUAUUGAAUAAAAAUUGUUAAGUAAAAA
This is a messenger RNA of Xenia sp. Carnegie-2017, 4997 nucleotides long. Its product is annotated as DNA-directed RNA polymerase III subunit RPC1-like. Gene Ontology annotation, molecular function: DNA-directed RNA polymerase activity; DNA binding. The transcript has 42 exons. The record is from RefSeq and is a predicted model, not a curated record. The coding region runs from base 127 to 4341 and encodes 1404 amino acids. Lineage: Eukaryota; Metazoa; Cnidaria; Anthozoa; Malacalcyonacea; Xeniidae. Gene Ontology annotation, biological process: DNA-templated transcription.